CACAGUCCGUCGCGGCUGGCUACUUCGCCGCGGCUCUCUCGGCCCCUCCGCCCGGCCCGCAGGUAGGAGCCGCCGGGCGAUCGGCUCCCGGCCCCACCCACGCCGCGCGCGCCCAGCUCCCGCGCCCGCUUUGAGAGCUUACUCAUCAUCACCACCAUGAGCGAGGCAUUUGACUGUGCAAAGUGCAACGAGUCCCUGUAUGGCCGCAAAUACAUCCAGACAGACAGUGGCCCCUACUGCGUUCCCUGCUACGACAACACCUUCGCCAACACCUGCGCCGAGUGCCAGCAGCUCAUCGGGCAUGAUUCAAGGGAGCUCUUCUACGAGGAUCGCCAUUUCCAUGAGGGCUGCUUCCGCUGCUGCCGCUGCCAGCGCUCCCUCGCUGACGAGCCCUUCACCUGCCAGGACAGCGAGCUUCUCUGUAACGACUGCUACUGCACAGCCUUCUCUUCACAGUGUUCCGCCUGUGGGGAGACGGUCAUGCCUGGGUCCCGGAAGCUGGAGUACGGAGGCCAGACAUGGCACGAGCACUGCUUUCUGUGCAGCGGCUGUGAGCAGCCGCUGGGCUCCCGCUCCUUCGUGCCCGACAAGGGCUCUCACUACUGUGUGCCUUGCUAUGAGAACAAGUUUGCUCCUCGGUGUGCCCGCUGCAGCAAGACGCUGACCCAGGGUGGGGUGACGUACCGAGAUCAGCCCUGGCAUCGGGAGUGCCUGGUCUGCACCGGGUGCCAGACGCCCCUCGCAGGGCAGCAGUUCACAUCUCGGGAUGAGGAUCCCUACUGCGUGGCCUGUUUUGGAGAGCUCUUUGCGCCCAAGUGCAGCAGCUGCAAGCGCCCCAUCACAGGCGGGGGCAGUGGCGAGGGGGCAGGACUCGGUGGAGGCAAGUAUGUGUCCUUCGAAGACCGACAUUGGCACCACAGCUGCUUCUCCUGUGCCCGCUGCUCCACCUCCCUGGUGGGCCAAGGCUUCGUACCAGACGGAGACCAAGUUCUGUGCCAGGGCUGCAGCCAAGCAGGGCCCUGAACCCAAGGCUCCUGACUUUUCCCUUUCCCAAACUAAGGAUUUAAGACUAUGGCUCCUUCUCUGAACCACCUUGGAGACCCAGUCCCUCCCCUAGAGCCCCCACCCCACCCUUGAGCCCCUAUACAUGGGGUCUUAAGGAUUCAGCCUCCCAAUUCCAGUAUAGCCCACUGGUACUCUCUAACCCAGGUCCCGAAACCUGGGCUUGUGGAACACCCAUGACUUAAACUCUCUCCAAGUUUGGACUCCAGAAAUGAGUCCUCCCUUCUCUACUUUUUUUGGGGGGUUCCCAGAUCUAGCUCCCUCCCCGAUGAAGGCCCCAGACACCCAGCCCUCCAAAUCUGGACUCUGGAACCUAGGUCUCCUUAAACCUAGACUUCCUGGGUAGAUUUUUUUAGAUUUCCUGUGGGUGCCUGAGAAGUCUUAAAAAACACAUUGUACCGCAGUUUGACCUCACCCCCAUCUCUGGGCUGAAGUCGUCUGGAUAGCAGAUUAGAGGGGUUCCCUGGUUAGAGUAAGGUACAGGGUGCUGUCCAGCCUAUGAGUACCACGUUAUUUCAGCUCCACGUUGCCCAGAGAUGGGCAGCACGGGGUGGCCCACUGGGCUUCCAGAAUCUGCAAUAAAACAAGUGUGA
Messenger RNA from Psammomys obesus (fat sand rat), 1655 nucleotides. RefSeq names its product four and a half LIM domains 3 (gene Fhl3). The transcript has 6 exons. Lineage: Eukaryota; Metazoa; Chordata; Mammalia; Rodentia; Muridae. The record is from RefSeq and is a predicted model, not a curated record. Gene Ontology annotation, molecular function: transcription coregulator activity; actin binding. Gene Ontology annotation, cellular component: nucleus; stress fiber; Z disc. Gene Ontology annotation, biological process: actin cytoskeleton organization. Bases 157 to 1023 code for a protein of 288 amino acids.